Sinocyclocheilus grahami is the source of this 2032-nucleotide messenger RNA. RefSeq names its product peptidylprolyl isomerase (cyclophilin)-like 4 (gene ppil4). Gene Ontology annotation, cellular component: nucleus. The record is from RefSeq and is a predicted model, not a curated record. Bases 55 to 1365 code for a protein of 436 amino acids. Gene Ontology annotation, biological process: protein peptidyl-prolyl isomerization. The transcript has 12 exons. NCBI's taxonomy places the organism in Eukaryota, Metazoa, Chordata, Actinopteri, Cypriniformes, Cyprinidae. Gene Ontology annotation, molecular function: peptidyl-prolyl cis-trans isomerase activity; RNA binding.
CUUCGCACUGCGCAUGCGCGUCCGUCCGGCGCAUGUUGAUGACACUGGCGCAACAUGGCGGUGCUGCUGGAAACAACGCUUGGGGAUAUCGUGAUCGAUUUAUACACAGAAGAGAGGCCGAAAGCGUCGCUGAACUUCCUGAAACUGUGCAAAAUCAAGUAUUACAACUACUGUCUGGUUCACAAUGUUCAGAGAGAUUUCAUCAUUCAGACGGGUGACCCCACCGGCACGGGGCGAGGAGGAGAGUCUGUGUUCUGCAAGCUGUAUGGCGACCAGGCACACGUUUUUGAACCUGAGAAGAUGCCUAGGAUCAAGCAUAGAAAGAAGGGGACGGUGUCUAUGGUGAACAAUGGCAGCGACCAGCAUGGCUCUCAGUUUCUGAUCACCACAGCAGAGAAUCUGGAUUAUCUGGAUGGUGUUCACACUGUGUUUGGAGAGGUCUCGGAGGGUAUGGACGUGCUUGCUAAAAUCAAUGAGACCUUUGUAGACAGCGACUUCAUCCCUUACCAGGACAUCAGUGGUCGGAUUGGAGCAGAUGAGGUGAUAAACGAUGAAGAGGGGAGAGACGCUGAGGAGCUGGAUGAACAGAUAAAGGACAAGGAAGCAAAGACGCAAGCCAUUUUACUAGAGAUGGUGGGCGAUCUGCCAGACGCAGAUAUUAAACCUCCAGAGAACGUGCUGUUUGUGUGCAAGCUGAACCCAGUGACCACAGAUGAAGAUCUAGAGAUCAUCUUCUCACGUUUCGGAGCCAUUAAAUGUUGUGAGAUCAUCAGAGACUGGAAAACAGAAGAAUCCUUGUGCUAUGCUUUCAUUGAGUUUGAAAAGGUGGAGGAUUGUGAGAAAGCGUACUUCAAAAUGGACAAUGUCCUGAUAGAUGACCGUCGCAUUCAUGUGGACUUCAGCCAGUCAGUGUCUAAGAUCAAAUGGAAAGGCAAAGGUGGGAAGUACACCAAGGAAGAUUUUAAGGCCUACGAGAAAGACCUGGACAACAAAUCCAAACUGGCUUUGAAAGACAAUGUCAAAAGCAAGCAGGACUCCCGUUAUGAGCUUCUCUUAGAUGAAGAUGAGGAUGAGAGACGGAAGGACGACAGAGAGAAAAGAGACCGGAAACGGCAUUCAGACGAGAGGCCCAAGGACAAAAAGUCAAAGGAUCGUGAUGAGAGUCGGAGAGAAAAGGAUAAAGGCAGACAGCGUUCACGUUCAAGAGAGCGAGAGAGACACAAGGAGCGCGAGAGGGGCUGGGACAAGGGAAGAGAGAAGGAGAAACAGAGAGACCGAGGCAGAGAGAGAGACGGCGAGCACAAACGCUACAGAAGAGAUCGCAGCCGCAGUCGCAGCCCUAAGAGAUCAAAGUAUUACAGCUGACCACCAUAACUGUUACUGUGUGUCAACAGAGCGGGUUUCCUAAGAACUUCCUGAUUUCAACUGUGAACGAUGUUAAAAAACACCUUAUGAUUCAUUUUUUACAUGUAAAGUCAAAUCUGUCCAUUUGUUUGCAAAUCUAGGCAAUGUUUGUGAAGUUCUAAAAGGUUUGUGGAGUUGUUGAUGCAUAUAUAUAUGGACUGCAGGUGGAGGUGAAAAUGGAAUAAAAUCAGUGACAGAGUUGUGCUCAGCUAAGACUGUCAUGCAAUUGAGUCGUUACAAGUGAACUCAUUUCUUGUUGGUUAAGACGUUUCGACAGAAAUAUUUCAGCAUUUAUAACUGAACUUCAGUGGUGAGCUGUCUGGCACUGUACAAAUCCUACUGUGGUGAAGGCUUAGCUCAUGAAUAUUAAUCUGGGUGAAUUCAUGCAAAGGGGGCCACUUUAUAUUACAUUUGUGAUUAACCCAGAUGUUCCUUUCCUUUUCUUUAUUAUCUUUGAGAUUCAGCUGUAAUAUUUUCAUUUGAAUUCACAGCAUUUUGAUGAAAGUCAAAUUAAAAAAAGUGACUAACACAUGCAACUAAUAGGCUAAGAAAAAACGAAAGAAGAAAAUGUUAUUGUCAAACCUUAUAAAGCUGUAUUUCACUUCUCGCAUACUUUUUUUUUAAACUC